AUGUAUACCCAAUACAAGCUAUUGGAUUUGGUGGAGGGGAAGGAGAAGAUGCCGGAGGCCGCGGAGCUGAAAGGAGCGUGGAUGAAGCGAUCGUUCGACGCGUACAUGCUCAUGUCGUGGUCUGCCCUUGCAAUCAACCUCAACUCUCAACAGCCCCAGUGGAGCGUGGAUUACAUUCGCGCGCGCAUCCUAGAGGAGGACUUGCGGCGGCGGAGUGUGGAGCGCUCGGAGGAGGGGGCUAGCUAUGGAGUUGGAGGUGGAAAGAGUGGCUUCAAGAAGAAGUGGAAGGGCAAAAACAAGGACAACCCUAAGGAGGAUGGUGGCGGGGGUCAAGGGGAGGUGUGCUUCUACUGCAAGAAGUGCGGACAUCGUUGGCGGAAAUGCUACCAACGACCCAAGGAUUGGACCCCGCCUUCAUCAUGCAACCAGCAUGGUGGCACGAGGAGUGGAGGAGUCAUGGGAGCUAGUGGAGAGGAGAAGGAUGAGGAGAAAGGCGGCAAAUCUGAGGAGCGGAAGGCCGGGUUCUUCUUCUUCGUGAACGAAGGCGCAACCGACCUCGCUAUGGCUGCCAAGGCUCUCCUACACCCCCUCACCCAUUGA
Messenger RNA from Closterium sp. NIES-65, 600 nucleotides. Lineage: Eukaryota; Viridiplantae; Streptophyta; Zygnematophyceae; Desmidiales; Closteriaceae. The record is from the annotation of a GenBank genome assembly.